CCUUGCUCACUGCAAAUAUCCCCCUUCAAGAUACUGCGUCGCUUUCAGAAAAGCCCAAUCAUCAUCGCGUUAUCGACCUAACGUGUACGUUACAGGAACAGAACAAAUUUCGAUUAAAACAACUAGAGCUGAUCAACAAGUAUCGUGUUUUAGACGUUGGAAUAUAAAGCAAGCAGGCUAUUUGGUAGACAAAAUGGCGUGCUGAGCCUUAUGCAGAGUUGUAUGUGAGAGCAAGGAACGACAACUCUGCGUGGAGAUUGGCUCAGAGGCUAUGGCUGGAUGCUUGGCACAGAUCGCCCGACUCCUGUUGGUCAUCAUCAACAUCGUGUUUCUUCUUCUCGGUCUGGCAGUGACGGCCAUAGGGUUCAUCCUACGGUAUGGUUACAAUAUCUACAAGCCCUUCUUGGAGACCGGGCUGAACCAACUUGAGAAAGCAUUGAUGGAUACAAAACUUGGAUCGUUCGACGUCAAGUCUAUUGAUAUCGGAGAGGUGUUGCUAAGCCUGUCUGUCGGCCUGAUCAUCGGAGGUCUAGUGCUUUUUGGUCUCGCCUUCUUUGGAUGCUGUGGAGCCUGCUGCAAGUUCAAGCUAUUCCUCUGGAUUUACGCCAUUGUUAUUGUGGUUUUCAUCCUGAUUGAAGCCAUCGGCAUUGGACUCCUGUACGGCAAACCAGAUAUUGUGAAGGACCAAGCAAAGUCGUCACUAUCUGGAUUCGAAGGCCUUGCCUCAGAGAAAGUGCCCUCGCUUGCUUGGAACGUGAUUAUGAUUCAGUUCAAGUGUUGCGGUGUGGACAGCUAUACAGAUUUCAGCGUCGCAACUAAAUGGAAUAAUAAUCCCGGUGGUUUUGGUAAGAUUGACAUGCCUCUUGCAUGCUGUAAAAGCCUCCCUUCCUCACAGUCAGCAAAUGCCGCCGAUUGCGCUAAAGAGACACAUAUGGCACUGAAUAAUGGCGAAACGGGUUGCUAUGGUGAAGUUUGGGGAGCAUCGUUUGGCAAGACUGCGAUCGCUGUGCCCGUUCUCGUCAUUUGUGGCAUAAUACAGAUCCUGUUCAUCGUGUUCGCGGUAAUGGUGGCCAAGGGGGACAAUGACAGAGUGUCACCCAUCUAGGAUGGAAAAGAAAAGAACCAGUUCCGUCCAGCGCUUAUCUGUGAUAUAUGGAAGUGACCUUUGUUGCAUGGUGCAUUCUUGUAUAAACAGAUAUUUUUAUUUUGUACAGCUAUUUUAGAAUUAUAAUAAACAUGUGCCUCGUUGAAUCUUUUAGAACCAUUCAAACCAAUAUUGAGGAUAAAUAAUUAUUUUGUGUGUGUGGUGUUUUAGUGUUCGUAAAAGUGUAUAAGCGCUAAACAGAUAUGAAUUCCUAUCACUUACAUGGCUGUUCUACAAGUGCAGAACUAGACAGUCAAACCGUACAGAAUAAUACAUUAUUUCCUUUGAUGAAUGAUGUGAUGUUUCCUGUUUUAAUUAUUUAUUUAUUUAAUUAAUUGAACUAUUACAUAAUCGAUGUAUACGAUGUACACGUGUUUCUUAAUAAACGUUUUGCUGGAUUA
This is a messenger RNA of Dreissena polymorpha, 1545 nucleotides long. RefSeq names its product tetraspanin-18-like. The record is from RefSeq and is a predicted model, not a curated record. Gene Ontology annotation, cellular component: membrane. Lineage: Eukaryota; Metazoa; Mollusca; Bivalvia; Myida; Dreissenidae. Bases 272 to 1105 code for a protein of 277 amino acids. The transcript has 11 exons.